Kockovaella imperatae is the source of this 390-nucleotide messenger RNA. Its product is annotated as vacuolar protein sorting 55. Bases 1 to 390 code for a protein of 129 amino acids. The transcript has 3 exons. NCBI's taxonomy places the organism in Eukaryota, Fungi, Basidiomycota, Tremellomycetes, Tremellales, Cuniculitremaceae. Gene Ontology annotation, cellular component: Vps55/Vps68 complex; endosome. The record is from RefSeq and is a predicted model, not a curated record. Gene Ontology annotation, biological process: late endosome to vacuole transport via multivesicular body sorting pathway.
AUGGUCCAUACACCAGCCGUCAUACUCCUCUCUUUCGUCCUGGCCGCGGGAUUCCUGCUGGUGAUUCUGAGCUGUGCGUUAUGGGCAAAUUGGCUCCCAUUGUUAGUCGCUCUCACUUUCGUUCUUGCUCCCCUGCCGAAUUCCAUCUGCUCGAGAUGCGCUAGAGCGGACGACAUUUCACCAGAAUACAACUCGACAUAUGUGGACUUUGGAAGGUUCGUCACUGGCAUGUUGGUCACCACCGGGCUCUGUCUGCCAAUUCUCCUCGCGCACUCUGCGCUGAUUCAGCCUGCUGCAUGCUGGAUGUCCAUUGCUGGAGGUGGACUGGUGUACGGUACAAUACUAGUCUACUCGGGCUGGUUCGGUGGAUCCACCGACGAUGAGUUCUAG